UCAGCUGGCGUUGCAUAUAUUUGGUUCGCAUCUCUUGUUUGUUCAAUUUCAAAGCCUAUGUCGUUAAAUAAACAUAAUUAAACCUUUUAUUUAGUUCAAAGUCAGAGAAUGAAAACACCUUUUUGAAACAAUACAUGUUUGAGUGCUGCUGUAACACCGUAUAUCACUUGUUUAUAAUUUCUUGUAUUGUAAUCACAAGUGUUGUCGUUUUUAAUGAACACCGUAGCUAUAAUCGAAGUUCGAUAACGUUUUAAAGCCUACGGUGAGCGUAAAAAAUUAAUAGCUGAAGCACCAUUGUUUUUAUAUCGGUUUAAUAUCACCGAUAAGGACGAUAAGGUCACGGAUGGAGGCGAAAUUAAAGGAAUACCGAGCUCUUAGACGUCGCAAGGAGCUCAUUGAAAACGCAAAGAACAAGCUCGAGCAGUCCAAGAAUAAAUUCGUGGAUUUCAUCACCCCAAACUUCUUCAAAGAGAUGGAAAAGGCAAAAGACGACGAGGUGUUGUUGAUAGAAAAUGAAGAGCCAACUGCCACAGAAUACCCUCUCCACCAGUUUGAAGAUAGUACAGACUUAGCAUCAGAAACAAGUGAGGUGGAAACCGUAGCACCGGGAACUCAGGAAUCUUGGCGGUACUUCAUCAUCAAAUGGUCCAUUUACUUCAUAAUAUGGCUUACACUGUAUGCAUUCUUCUUAAAGAUGCAAUUUGGAGCAGUCUUCUUUGUAUUUUCCGUUUUAAUUGGAAUUUAUCUAAAUACCAGAACGGGGCCAAGGAGGAAGGGAGAAGUGUCAGCGUACAGUGUAUUUAAUAAGGAUUGUGCCAGCAUUGAUGGCACAUUGAACGCUGAACAGUUAAUGAAAGAAAUGAUGUAUGGUGCAGCUGUUCGGUAAAUGGUGACUUUUUCUUCCUUCUGGAAUUGUGCUAUGGCUCAUGGGAGCCUGGGGUCUGCCUUGGCAACUAAUCCCGAGAAUUGCUGUAGGCAAUAGUUUUUACGAAAGUGACAAAAUUAUGAUUAUUCAAAUUAAUUUAUUUUACAUUUAUUAAUAAAAUCUACAAAUAAUAAAGGGAUGCAAAAAA
This is a messenger RNA of Leguminivora glycinivorella, 1073 nucleotides long. RefSeq names its product SAYSvFN domain-containing protein 1 (gene Saysd1). The record is from RefSeq and is a predicted model, not a curated record. NCBI's taxonomy places the organism in Eukaryota, Metazoa, Arthropoda, Insecta, Lepidoptera, Tortricidae. The coding region runs from base 344 to 886 and encodes 180 amino acids. The transcript is spliced from 2 exons.